CCUUUCCCGGGGCUGCUGGGAUGGUGGCGGAGUCCCGCGGCCUCCUGCCGCCAUCGGGCAGGGAGGCCACUGGAGGCGGGGCCGCGGCCGCCCCUAAGAGGCGCCCCGACGGCGGCGGCCCAGCCUCUUCUUUCCUCGCACAGCCAGGCAGCUCCUGCUCGAGGCCCGCGUCGCCAUGGCCGCGGUUCCCGAGUUGCUGCAGCAGCAGGAAGAGGACCGCAGCAAGCUGAGAUCUGUAUCUGUGGACCUGAAUGUUGAUCCCUCUCUUCAAAUUGAUAUACCUGAUGCACUCAGUGAGAGAGAUAAGGUCAAAUUUACAGUACAUACCAAGACCACGCUGCCCACAUUUCAAAGCCCAGAGUUUUCUGUUACAAGACAGCAUGAAGACUUUGUAUGGCUACAUGACACUCUAAUUGAAACUGCAGACUAUGCUGGGCUUAUUCUGAGUGAAUAUCUUGCAGUUUUUAAGAAGACUGUAUCCUCCCAUGAAGUCUUUCUUCAACGCCUGUCUUCUCAUCCUGUUCUCAGUAAAGACCGCAACUUUCAUGUUUUUCUGGGAUAUGAUCAGGAUCUAAGUGUUAGGCGGAAAAAUACCAAAGAGGUGUUUGGUGGCUUUUUCAAAAGUGUGGUGAAAAGUGCUGAUGAAGUUCUUUUUUCUGGAGUUAAGGAGGUAGAUGACUUCUUUGAGCAAGAGAAGAAUUUCCUCAUCAACUAUUACAAUCGGAUCAAGGAUUCUUGCACAAAAGCUGACAAAAUGACCAGAUCUCAUAAAAAUGUUGCAGAUGACUAUAUCCACACCGCAGCCUGCCUCCAUAGCCUGGCUUUAGAAGAACCCACAGUCAUCAAAAAGUACCUGUUGAAGGUUGCUGAGUUAUUCGAAAAACUUAGGAAAGUAGAAAGCAGAGUGUCCUCAGAUGAAGAUCUAAAGCUGACAGAGCUUCUCCGAUACUACAUGCUCAACAUAGAGGCUGCCAAGGAUCUUUUAUAUAGACGCACCAAAGCCCUCAUUGACUAUGAGAACUCAAACAAAGCACUGGAUAAGUCCCGGUUGAAAAGCAAAGAUGUCAAGUUGGCAGAAGCACACCAACAAGAGUGUUGCCAGAAAUUUGAACAGCUUUCUGAAUCUGCAAAAGAAGAACUGAUGAACUUCAAGCGAAAAAGAGUGGCAGCGUUUAGAAAGAAUCUAAUUGAAAUGUCUGAACUGGAAAUAAAGCAUGCCAAGAACAAUGUCUCCCUCUUGCAAAGCUGCAUUGACUUGUUCAAGAACAACUGAUCUGCCUUGUUCUGCUGUUCCUCUGAAGGAUACAUGUGGAAGAAAGCCAGCAUUACUUGCACUUAAAUCAUUACCACAGAUUUCUUACUUUUGACUUUGGUUUAAAAUUAUGUGAAUAAAUAUUUGAUUUCUAAAAAUCUUAACUCUUAACCAUGUUGGUUUUAAAAUGUUCCUAUUGCAUGUUAUUUGGACAUAACUAAUAUUCCUUGUGCAUUUAAUACCUCAGAGUGGGCAGAAUCCAAAUACUGGAUUCUGUAAUUUGUGUUUGGCUAUUUAGAAAAGGUGCAGGAAAAAUGUGCCUUCUAAAAACAAAUAGAAGCAAUUAUUUGGCACAGGUUGUCUCACUGUUGUCAUGUGCCCAUGGCCCUACAAACCAGUUACUUAAAGGCAGGUGCCGAUUUCAACAGCUAUUUGAUAACAUUCCAUUCCUUAAUUAGGCAAAUUUCCUCCUCCUUACUCAUGGCUCCUUACUCACCUCAAGUGUUUAUACUGUAAUAAGGGUAAGAAAGUUUCGUUUAUCUUUAUAUACUCUUUUUGCAACUUCAUUUUGUAGUUGGGAUAUAAAUAUUUGAGGGGAAAAGAAGCAUCCUGGGCAUAAAAACAAAUGUGAUGUACUUUAGAAGAUGGACAUAUCUAACAUUUAAGAUGUGAACUCCCUCCAUAAUGGUGGGUAUGUGUGCGCGUGUUUGGAUUUUUUAAUAAAAAUGUAUAAUG
This is a messenger RNA of Condylura cristata (star-nosed mole), 1987 nucleotides long. It is a transcript of the gene SNX5, whose product is annotated as sorting nexin 5. The record is from RefSeq and is a predicted model, not a curated record. Gene Ontology annotation, biological process: pinocytosis; intracellular protein transport. Gene Ontology annotation, cellular component: endosome. The transcript is spliced from 13 exons. Lineage: Eukaryota; Metazoa; Chordata; Mammalia; Eulipotyphla; Talpidae. Gene Ontology annotation, molecular function: dynactin binding; phosphatidylinositol binding. Bases 176 to 1273 code for a protein of 365 amino acids.